CGCUGACACACUUUCUCUCUCACUACCACAAAAAGGAGAGGGAGAGCAGAGGCAUUAGGGUUUUAGCAUUUCCCCAAGGAGUGUAAAUUGUUAGGUUUAGGCUCAAGGUUGUUGUUGUUUAAGGAGAGAGGGGGAAAAUGGCUGCAGACAAGGGGAAGAAGAUGAAGGUAGGAGAGAAAGGGGAGGACGACAAUAACCAAAUCGAUGAAGCGCUCGUCCUCUCAAUCGAGAAGCUCCAGGAGAUCCAGGACGAUCUCGAAAAGAUCAAUGAAGAGGCUAGUGAUAAGGUCUUGGAAGUAGAGCAGAAGUACAAUGAGAUACGCAAGCCAGUCUAUGAUAAGCGGAAUGAGAUCAUCAAGACCAUUCCUGACUUCUGGUUAACUGCUUUUUUAAGCCAUCCUGUUCUUCAUACACUACUAAAUGAAGAGGAUCAAAAGAUAUUCAAAUAUAUAAGCUCCUUGGAGGUGGAGGACUUUAAAGACGUUAAAUCGGGUUACUCCAUAACCUUUAACUUUCAACCCAAUCCUUAUUUUGAGGAUACAAAGCUUACAAAGACAUUCACCUUCCUUGACGAAGGAACAACAGAAAUUACUGCUACACCGAUCAAGUGGAAACAGGGCAUGGGUAUACCUAAUGGAGUUGCUCAUGAGAAGAAAGGGAACAAAAGGCCAUUUGUUGAUGAAGGCUUCUUCGGCUGGUUUAGUAAUACUGUGCAUAAAGAGGCAAUGGAGGAUUACCAGGAUGAGAUUGCAGAUGUCAUCAAAGAAGAUUUAUGGCCUAAUCCUCUCUCUUAUUUCAACACUGAUCCUGAUGAUGAGUUUGAGGGAGAUGAAGCUGACGAAGGGGACAAGGAUGGUGAUGAAUCUGAAGAGGACGAUGAUGAACAAGAUGAUGACGACGACGAAGAUGAUGAAGAAGAUGGUGAUGCAGACAAUUGAACUCUUUUCAUCUGUUUAUUUGUCGGUUUUUGCUUUUUGGGUAACUUAUGUAAAGUGGUCUUUGAGGGUUGCCGAGUAUCAACAGCUGAUAGGGAGGAUUACCAAUCUUAACCUUUUAUUAUAACUUUCUCUACUGUUUAGGUAUCUGACUGGUACCAUGUUCAGUCAGUGGUUUCUGAUGAUUUUUUUUUUUUCCAGUCAAGGCCUUAUCAUUUUGUUUUUC
Hevea brasiliensis (rubber tree) is the source of this 1161-nucleotide messenger RNA. RefSeq names its product NAP1-related protein 2. Gene Ontology annotation, cellular component: chromatin; nucleus. Lineage: Eukaryota; Viridiplantae; Streptophyta; Magnoliopsida; Malpighiales; Euphorbiaceae. Gene Ontology annotation, molecular function: histone binding; chromatin binding. Bases 138 to 938 code for a protein of 266 amino acids. Gene Ontology annotation, biological process: nucleosome assembly. The transcript has 10 exons. The record is from RefSeq and is a predicted model, not a curated record.